Molecule: messenger RNA, 1089 nt
Organism: Siniperca chuatsi (mandarin fish)
Lineage: Eukaryota; Metazoa; Chordata; Actinopteri; Centrarchiformes; Sinipercidae
Gene: commd4
Product: COMM domain containing 4
Exons: 8
Coding region: 119-718 (199 amino acids)
Source: RefSeq, a predicted model, not a curated record
AAAAGAAGCGUCACGCCCCCUCUUUCCCAUCGUCCAAUCAGAUGUGAGGAAGCAGAAAAUUCUUCCUGUUCAGUUCUUCUUGUAUAACUCGGUGUAACUGCUCAGCUGACUGACAGCUAUGCGGUUCCGUUUCUGUGGAGAUAUGGACUGCCCAGACUGGGUACUUGCAGAAAUUAGCACAUUAGCGAAGAUUUCAAGUGUCAAAAUGAAACUCCUCUGUGCUCAAGUGCUGAAGGACUUGCUUGGGGAAGGCAUUGAUUAUGACAAGGUUGCAAAACUUACUGCAGAUGCAAAAUUUGAGAGCGGAGACAUCAAAGCCAGUGUGGCAGUGCUCAGCUUCAUUUUCUCUAGUGCAGCAAAGCAUGAUGUUGACAGUGAAUCUCUGUCCAGUGAAUUGCAGCAGCUCGGUCUGCCUAAAGAACACACAACGGGGCUCUGCAAAUCAUAUGAAGACAAGCACUCUGCACUGCAAGACAAACUAAGAGAGACAAGCCUGAGACUGGGGCGACUGGAGGCUGUUUCCUGGCGCAUUGACUACACUCUGAGCUCAAGUGAACUAAGGGAGGUGAAUGAACCAGUGAUUCAGCUAAAACUGCAGGCACAGAGAGCUGAGUCAGGCUCCACAGAGACGACUGUUGUUUCUGUUUCUGCUGACAAAGUCAGAGUCUUGCUUGCAGAGCUCAAACAAGCCCAGGCUAUGAUGAAUGCACUACAGUGAAGAGUGGACAGUGAAGUCGGACCUUGAUGUCUGUUCAAGAGCUGGACACAAAUGACGCUGAUAGGCUGCCAAAAGCGGCAUACUUACAUCUUGUACAGUAUAAUUUCUUGAAUGAAUUUAGUAAUCUCAAACGUCAUGUGAAUGACUCAGUCCUUGUUUAGAUUGACUGAUAUUUAGUUGUAUUUUUCUACCACAUUAGUAAUAAUUUGUGGCAAUGUUUCCAAACUGGGAGCAAGAAGCAAGAAUAUUAAAUGGACCAUUUUUGUAAAAUAUUGUAUAUUAAUUACCACCUUUUUAUUUGAAUUAUGUCGAUCAUUUGUUUUUUUUACAUUCAUAUGCUCAUAAAUAACAAAAUAAAUGUGAAACACGGA